GUACUUUUUUGAGAUUUCGAUUCUAACCCAGAAAUCCCAGAAUUUCGUGCUUUUAUAAAACUAAAGUGAACUCAGUUGAAGCAAUCAUGACCUAAAAAGUUUUUUCAAUUCUCUAAUAGUAACUGUGAAGUUGAAAAUGAAUCAUCCACUGAAUAUGCCAAUCAGUAAUGAAACGCAGGAAUUCAGCUUGUUAGAUAAGAAGCCUCUUGUCACCUAUGCUGGAGAUGUAGAUUUAUUCAAAAGCUUGGAGACCACUUUAGCAAAUUCUCUUUCAUCCGAACCAGCAGAAUGGUGCAGGUCGUACAAUCGAGGCAGUAAAUCGGUGAAAGUGACAGCAGAAUUCACGCCAUUCCAAAAUGAUUGCCUGCCCAAAGAAGGUGACUGGCGGCUUCUUCAGCAACCUGUUUUUCACACUUUUUGGACCCAAUGCUCGGAUAUGGAAAUGUACAAGGCCAGCCUACGAGAGGAAAUAGAGUCUUGGCUAAAAGUCCUUAGUCAUCAUAACGUCUUGGACUGGAUGAUAGUUCUCGUGGAAACUUAUGAUUUUCGAAAGCACAAUAAAUUGCUCCCACGCACCACUGUCCUAGAUAAAAUCAAGAAUGAUUUUGGAGCUAAGCAUGCAGAUAGAUGUUUGUCUGUGAUCAAUCCGCUUCGAUCAGAGAUGAGAUCUGGUGGCUCAUGGCGUAGACUUGUAGUCAAUUUCAGGUUGCUUCUCUUGUCUGCUUAUGAUAGACUCCUUUGGAAUUUUGAAGAAAAAGUGAGGUCACAACGAGAACGGAGAACAGAACCUGAUUGGAAUUUUUGUAAAUACUUUCUUCUUCAGGAAGAGCUUGCAUUUGUUUUAGCAAUGUUGGGUGUUUACGAUGAAGCGUUAGUCCAGUAUGAUGAGCUGGAUGCUCUUUUUACUCAGUUUGUCUUAAAUUAUGCAGUAGGAGAGGUUCCAUCAUGGUUAAAUAAGUUUCAAGGGCCCCUUGACAGGUGGCAUGGAGUUUCUCUGACUCAAUCGGUAGAUUUGAACCUUCGAUCUGCCAUCCGAAAUUGUUCCAUUUCGUUGCUUGACUUUCGCUGUUAUCUGUAUUCCAGACAAGCUGCCAUGCUUCUCCUUUCUGGUAAACCAUGGGAGGUUGCAUCAAGGUGUAUCAGUUUUUGCAACAACUGCAUAAAUGAAUUAGACAUAUUAGAAGUAUCCUGCCCUCCAGGUGCUGUUGCAUGUUGGGUUUGGCUAUGCUGCAUUGAGGUCCUCAACACGUGCCAAAAAUACACUGAUUCCAAAGUUGUUUCAGCAUGCUCUCUGUACACUGCCAGACUCUGGGAUUGUGCCACGAAAAAGUUGUUGGAAUUGGGAGAAUUAUGCGGGCUACUCCCUGAUCAAGAGAAGUCCAGCGCAAACUUACACGCUGUUGUGAUGCUGUCUGCUGGUAUAGCUGAUUCUGAUCCCAGUGAGAAACUGAAACACGCCUUAUCAUCGAAAGAUGCAUUUACCAAAGAAUACUUAGAAUUAGCAGAGCUUGCAAUGGGAACGUACAAACAUAUUGGAAGAAUUCGGUCAGCCCGAAUGAUUGGCCUAGAUCUCGCUUCAUUUUAUAUUUCAAUGAAAGAUCUCACAAAAGCAGUCAGUUUCCUCUCAAGUGCCUUACGAACCUAUGAAGAAGAUAAUUGGCCUCUCCUGGCCCUUCAGUGUCAGCUAAAACUUGCAAAAUGUUACAAAGAAAUGGAUGACCUAGAGAAGUUUGCCCGAAUGUGUGCCUCUAUUGCCAGCUCACCGUGCUUGGAUCUGACCACGAGGACUCACUAUUUCGAUCAAAUGACUAGUUUAAUUUAUAAUACAACAGAUGCACCAUGGCGAUUUCCGCUAUCAGACUGCAUUCAAAUUAUCAGUGCAGAGGUUGUCACCCUGGAAGAAAAUCUAGCAGUUGAAGCAAUUUUAGAACUAGAUUGUCGUUUGCCAAGUCAGUUUAUCGUCAAAAGUAUAGCUGUCUCUGUUGAACAACUUAAAACUCAGCCAGAUAACCGUGGGAAACGAAACAGUCUCAUUCCACAAGAAAAUCAUGCCCGCUCCUGUUGUGAGGAAAAUGCAUUCCUUAUGAAAUUACCGAUUCAAGAAAGUUUUGAAUAUCAACAAGAUGGUAGUUUAGGCAGUGUUUCCGUAGUCUGUAAAAAUCAGAAGCACCAUUUGAAACGCCAAGACUCUCAAGGUGGACGAAACAAAAGGCUAGUUAGCGUGCCAAAAGGUGAUUUCUCUCAGUCGCUCAUUUUAAAAGAUCCAGAAUUGAAACCAGGCAGGAACAGACUAGUCUUAAAGUCCAAAAUAAAUUGUUCAGGUACAUUCCGACUUGGUCAGGUGUGCGUUGAAGUUAAUAAUAGACUUGAAUUAUUAUCCACGACAAUAAGUCCUCGUUUAUAUUUUACUGCCAUUUGGAAAUCGCCAUCUGUAAAUCUAGAAAAAAGCUCUGAAGGCUCACUUCUUGUUGGAGUUGAAGAGAGAGUGAAACUAGUUGUGUCAACUAAUAGUCAAAUAUUGCCAGAAAAUUCACAUGUCCAAGUGAUUUGCUCAGGUGGGCUAUUAAUCAAAGCUGAUGACGACAGCAAAAGUGACUUCCAAAAAGAAAUCACUUUACCGGUAAAAAGUUGCAAACCUCAUGAAAAUCUUACAAUUCCAGUCACACUUCUUUCACAGAUGGUUCAGCAAAAAGAUGCAUCUCUCACUGCUGACCACACAAUUUGUGUGAUUUUACCCUCCUGUGAUAAGCCCAUUGAAAUUCCAACCUCUUUUCACUAUCCAUUCAUUCAUAGCAUAUCCUUACAAUCGGCAGCUCUACGCAAAUUCAUCAAUGUUCUCAUCACUUCAUACACGACUUUCCCAAUCAAGUUCAGCAACCCACAAUUAAAAAUAACGAAUGACAUUUCAUCAACAUACCAGGUCAGCCUCACAUCAUUAAACCCCAGCUCAGAGCAGACCCUGUGCAAUCGUACAAAUGGCCGCAAAAUUAUCACAUUUGUAUGGGAGUUAAAAGUAGUUGCGUCAGAACCAUUAAGUGAAGCUCUGGCCCCUAGUCUUCAAACACAAUUCAGCAUUGAUUAUUGUGUGCAAAAUGAAGAAAAUGCAGAGAGCACUAAGAAACCGCUGAACUUAAACUUUGAGGUUUCUAACUACCGGACUCUGUUUGAAGUUGAAUUGAAAGUUGAGCCAAAACCACUAAAAGCAAAUGAGUCAAGCGAAAGCCGUGCCAGUGAGUUUUGUCGAGCUAAAACUGUUUGUCAACUAACAGUUAGCGUCAUGCGCGCUGCCUCAUGUACCUGCUCAUCCCUUCACUACGAGGUUCUGGCUGAUCAAGCAUUUUGGGCAGUCUGUGGAGAAAGGAGAGCUGGCUAUUUGUCAUUGGAAUCAAGUGAUAAGUUUUCUGUCACAGUAGAUGUAAUGCCAUUAACCAGUGGGUUCCUUCCGCUCCCAAUAGUUAGGUUAUCAAAAUAUGUCGGAGAUAAUGCUGCCAGGGAUCCAAGGUGGCGAGUGGAACCAUUUAGCCGUGGAGAGGUUUAUUAUAGAAACAAAGCAUCUCAAGUUCAUGUUCUGGUGCCCAUCAGCUGACAUCAAACUUCUACCAACUCACCAGUGUCAUGAUAGGAGACAUAGGCCGUGUAGCAUCAAUUUGAACAACGCCACGGAAGGACAAAACCAUCGAGCCUGUCGAAACUGCUGAUGUUGAAAAUUCUCAAGGUAGAAUAAAAGACUAUUAAAAUUCUAACUACACAACGUAAUUAUCAUAUUUCUCCAAUUUUUUCUCAUUACAUCUAUUUUAAAAUAUAUAUUUUCGCUCUUGUCACUUGUUACAAUUCAAAUAAUUUAUUGAAAUAUUCAAGAUACUCAUCUCGAUUAGAAAAGAAAAAACGAAUCAACUUACUGUCACCUCUUAUGUGAAAAACCUGCUAACCUCUAGUUAGACAGGAUAUCUUUGAGCAAGUUUGUGAUUAUACCAAGUAGUAUUAGUGUAUGUAAUUGUUACUAAAUUCAUUCUGAAUGAUGCUCAAUUUUUACAUUUCAUGUGUAUUACGCUUAUAUAGUCAUGUUCCUGUAUACAUAUAUGUAUAUACAUGUGUAAAUAUUGUAAGAAUUGUUUAGAGAUUGCAAUUUCUUCUCAAACAAGCAGGUUUUGUUUAAAUGGGAUUCUCUAGGUAUAGAGAAGGAGUUCCUGUAGGAAGAUACCUUCUCAGAUCUGCUGUAAAGCAGAUCUUCAGCAUCUUUCAGUUGUUCAGCUUACCUCCAUUUAUCCGACUCCUAUCUCUAUAAAAUUCUUAUCAACUGAGGGUACGACCUGAGUUCUCUUCAGAGUGCAAUUUCUUUCAAAUUAUCAUUGAUUUUCCCCUCAGAAGACUCAAGCUUUGGAUGUAUCUAAACCAAAUGAAACCAUCUCCAUCAUGAGUUGAGUUCUGAGACUUGUAAGAAUACAUGCGUGACAGGGCGCAUGUCGAAAUGAAGGUAGCUUUUUUUGAUUGAUAUAAAUCCGUUUAAUGUACAGGAAAUUUUUCUCCAGAGCAUAACCAAUACUUGAAAAACACCGAUGUACUUUACUUGUUUGUUUUUUUUUCGCCUUACUUCAUUCUGAUACGAUCAUCAUUAAUCCAUUUACCGUCUCACUGGUAUGAAAAAAUUGAACAAUCCAAUAAUGAAGAAUUUUCGUCAGAGUACCUUUGGAACUGUAAGUUAUCCCAAUUUAUGCCUUC
Molecule: messenger RNA, 4719 nt
Organism: Bemisia tabaci
Lineage: Eukaryota; Metazoa; Arthropoda; Insecta; Hemiptera; Aleyrodidae
Gene: SIDL
Product: SIDL trafficking protein particle complex subunit 10
Biological process (GO): intra-Golgi vesicle-mediated transport; early endosome to Golgi transport
Cellular component (GO): TRAPPII protein complex
Molecular function (GO): protein binding
Source: RefSeq, a predicted model, not a curated record